AUGACGAGGGCGAGCCGCGCGCGCCUGCUCGAGGCCGCGCCGCCGCCGCCGCCGGCGACCGCGAUUCUCGCGCAGCGGCGCCGCGCGGGCGCCGACCUCGACGACGACGCCAACGUCCUGCAGCACCUCGCGCGGGCGUGCUUCCGGCUCGCGCGCAUCGUCGAGACGUCGAUCCGGCUCGGCGCGCUCGCGACGCCGCUCGUGCUCGCGGUUCGCGGGACUGUGUGGAAAUCAAGCUUCACGAUGUUGUCUCCGUAGCUGCGUCUGCUCGAUGGCGUGGAGUUUCUACGCCAUCGCGGCGACGUUGUUCUCGUCACAACCUCGAUGGCGUUGAAGUCCGCAAAGUCCGCGAAGUUUCGACGUCUCGCGGCGAUGGCGUCACCCGCCGACGCGAGAGAAAUGAACAAAACACCGCGCGCAGGCCCCCCUCCGCCGCUUCGACGAGGACCGCUGGUGGCGCUACUGCCUCUGGGCGACGCGCGCGGCGGGGCCGACGGCCGUCAAGCUCGCGCAGUGGGCCUCGUCGCGCGAGGACCGCUUCCCGCGCGCGUUCUGCGACCGCUUCGCCCAUUUGCAAGACCGGGCGCCGGCGCACGCGUGGCGCGACACGGAGCGCGCCCUCGAGGCGUCGCUCGGCCCCGACUGGCGCGACGUGCUCGACGUCGACGCGGCGCCCGUCGGCACGGGCUGCGUCGCCCAGGUGCACUCGGCGGUCCGAGGCGGCGUCUUGUUUUUUGGGGUCGUGCAAGCGGUAGAGACGACGACGCACGCGACAGAGAGCCGACAACAACACCGGCGCAGGUCCUCAAGAAAGACGUAACAAACGGCGGCCGCCGGGGCGACCGCGUCGCCGUCAAGGUCGUGCACCCGGCGGCGCGGCGGCGCGUCGCCUCGGACCUCGACUUCCUGCGGGCCUGCGCGCGCGCGGGCGAGGCGCUCAUCCCGCGCGCCAAGUGGUUCAACCUCGCGGCGGCGGCGGACGAGUUCGCGGCGACGCUCGGCGCGCAGAUGGACAUGCGCGCGGCGCGCGGCCGGCGUCCGGAGACGCGUUUGCUGGUUGUUGCGGGGGGAGCCACGCGUCGACGGCGUCGCGGGGGGAGCCACGCGUCGAAGACUUCGAGAGAAACCACAAAGCACCGCGACACGCGAUCAACCAACGCAGGAGGCCGACAACCUCGAGCGCUUGCGAGAAAACUUCCGGAACCAGAGCAGCGUGAGCUUCCCGGCGCCGCGGCGAGCAUUGGUGAGCGAGGACGUAUUGGUAGAGGACUUUGUGGAGGGGCCGUCGAUGCGCGAGUACCUCAAGCGCGACGUCGACGACGCGCGGCGCAAGGCUUUGGCUCGGGUGGGCGUCGACGCGGUCUGCAAGAUGAUCUUCCACGACAAUUUAUUGCACGGCGACCUGCACCCGGGCAACAUCCUCGUGACGCGCGACGCGACGCGCGACCCGGCGGUCUGUUUUUUGGACGCGGGCAUCUGCGUCGAGCUCGGCGCGAAGGAGCACGUCCACCUCGUGCGCGUGCUCUCCGCGCUCAUGCGCCACGACGGCGACGCCGCGGGGCGGCUCCUCUGCAAGGGCAUGGACGGCGCGCGCGCGUUGAACAACGGCUUCGGCACGGACGAGGCCUGGCAGCGGGCCCAGGAUUCUUUUUGUGAGUGCAUGCGGGACAUCACGUCCCGGAGCGUCGAGGAGGAGUUCUUCAACAAGUACUCGGAGUACGCGUCGCGCAUCUUCGCCGAGGCCGAGAAGUGCCGCGUGGCCCUCGAGGGCUUCUUCGUGUCGACGGCCGUGGCCAUCCGGGUCAUGGAGGGCGUCGCCAACGCCCUGGACCCCGACGUGCCGAUCGGGCAGCUCGCGCUGAAGUGGAUCGCGUCCUCGCCGUACGUCGCGGCGGGGCUGACGCGGUCCUGA
Messenger RNA from Pelagomonas calceolata, 1912 nucleotides. The record is from the annotation of a GenBank genome assembly. Lineage: Eukaryota; Pelagophyceae; Pelagomonadales; Pelagomonadaceae.